Alexandromys fortis (reed vole) is the source of this 5324-nucleotide messenger RNA. RefSeq names its product keratin, type II cytoskeletal 78-like. Gene Ontology annotation, molecular function: structural constituent of skin epidermis. The record is from RefSeq and is a predicted model, not a curated record. The transcript has 10 exons. Gene Ontology annotation, cellular component: keratin filament. Gene Ontology annotation, biological process: keratinization; intermediate filament organization. The coding region runs from base 3121 to 5172 and encodes 683 amino acids. NCBI's taxonomy places the organism in Eukaryota, Metazoa, Chordata, Mammalia, Rodentia, Cricetidae.
AUACAUGUGUUGUUAAGUAAACUUACAAUAGUGUUUCCUUAUGCUUUUCAAAUCCUUCUUGGUGUUUUCUAUCGCUCUUCUCUAUUCCCUCUCCCAGAUAAAGUCCCCACCCCGUUUUCCCCUCUUCUCACUUUACAGAGCCCGUGUUCUGCUCAACCCUCUUCACAAUCCUCCCCAGCGAGGACCCUUUCUUCUCUCCAGGUUUCUGCAGUGAUUCCAGGUUACACACAUCUAAAGACUCAGAGCUAGAUCCACAAAUAAGAGAAAAUGUGGCGUUUGUCUUCUUGGAUCUGGGUUACCUCAGUUAGUAGAAAAGGCCCUAGUUCCAUCUGGGACAGUUCAAAAUUUCCUUCACAGCUGAGUAGUAUUCCAGCGUGCACGCACCCCAGGCUCGCCAGCAUUCAUUGUCUUGGUCUUAGCCAUUCUUACUGGGGUGAUGUGAAAUCUCAAAGUAUUUUUUCACAUCUUAUUUAUUUAUCUGUUUGUGCGUGUGUGUGUGCGUGUGUGUGUGUGUGUGCCCAGCAUGCAUGUAUGGAGGUGUGUGUGUGUGUGUGUGUCCAGCAUGCAUGUGUGGAGAUAGAGGACACCUGUGUGAAUUAGUGUUCCCUUGUUACCAUGUGGUUCUCAGCAACUGAACUCAGGCUGUAGGGCUUGGCAGCAAGUGCCUCUAUCUGCUAAGCUAUCUCAUCAGACUCUCAAAGAGUUUUAAUUUGCAUUUCCCUAAUUGUUAAGCACUUUGAGAUUUUUUUAAACCUUUUUAAACUUUUCUUUUUUUCUUAUUUUUUAUUACUUUAUAAACCAAUCAAAAUUCCCACUUCCUUCCCUCCUCCCACUUGCCUCCUGCUCCCCCACAUACCCUCCCCGUCAUCCCCCUUCAGUCCUAAGAGAGGGCAAGGUACCCUGUCCUGUGGGAAGCCCAAGGCCUUUCCGCUCCAUCCAGGCUUAGGAAGGUAUGCAUCCAAGGAGAAUAGGAUCCCACAAAGCCAGUACAUGCAGUAGAGACAAAUCCCAGUGCCCUUAUCACUGGCCCCUCAGUCUGCCCCAACUGUCAACCACACUCAGAGGGUCCAGUUUGAGUGAGCUCCCAUUAGCUCAGGCACACUGUCUCGGUGGGUGAACCAACCCCUCAUUGUCCUGACUUCCUUGCUCAUAUUCUCCCUUCUUCCGCUCUUCAACUGGACCUUGGGAGCUCAGUCCAGUGCUCCCAUGUGGGUCUCUGUCCCUUUAAUCUUUUCUUUUAAGAACUCUCUGUUCAGAACCAUAGCCCAUUUUUAAAAAAUGGGGGUCAUUUGUUUUCACAGCUUUGUAUUUGUGUUCUUUAUCUUUUAUAGUCUGGGUAUCAACCCUCUAUUUGACACACGGCUGACAAAGAUGGCUUCACUCUGUGAACGUCCUCUUAGUUGAUUCUUUCCUUUGCUGUACAGAAACUUUUCAGUUUUAUGAGCUCAUAUUUGCCAGUUGUUAAUUCCUGAACGGAUGGCGCCUUAUUUAGGAACUCCUUUUCUAUACCUACGCCUUGUGGGGUGUGGCUUAUGUUCUCUCCCAGCCGCCGAGCAGUUCAGGUUAAAACACCGAGGUCUUUGGUCUACUUGGAGUUGACGUUUAAGGAGGUUGAUAGAUACGGGUCUUAUUUUACGCUUCUACAUGUGGGCGAAACUUCCUUUCACAGUGUCUCUGACAGUGGUGAGCAGAUUUUGGAGCUGAGUUCUCAGUGGGAGCUGAGUAGAUUCCAGCUCUUUCUGACUCCAGGCAGCUUGGUGUGUGCUCCCUUCCCAUGGUACAAGCGGCUUUCUCUGGAGUCUUUUCUUUCCUCUUCUCUGGCUUCCCUGGCUCCUCACACCUUGGAUUUCUUUAUUACUCUUGCCUCCUCAAAGGCUUCUUCAUGUCCCUUGAGGUGCUGCCAAUGGUCCAGAGAAGGAGGAAGGGGCUUGUCCCCCUCCUGGAGGGAGUGGGAGCUUGGCCGGGUGGAGUCCCUGCGGGGCUGUGCGAACUGUCAAGGAUGGUUUCCUCAUAGCACCUCUCAAGCGUUUGGUAUGUUGUGUUUCUGUUCAUUCUUGUUUGGAGCUGCAUCCUCAAAGACCCCAAAUAUCCCACUCUCAGAAUUCACCAAGUGCUGGGAGAGGAAGAAGAACAAGGCCAUUGUUGUUCCACCAAAGAAAGACCUAGGAAUCAGAAUGAGAGAAUCGGCAGUCCCCAGGCAGCAGCUGGAUCAUCUACAGGAUUCUUUCCUCCUGGGGACCUCACACUGGAGGUUGGACCAUAAUAUUAGGCAGAGAUUAGGUGUUCCUCCACCUGCUAGAGCAGGGACAGAAUCCACCCUGGGAGAAUCCCAGGCCCCUGUUUCUGCUCCCAGCCUCUCAGUCACAGCUUCAAGAUGGUCACUUUAUUUGUAGUGGGCUGCCUCUCAUUUAGCUACUGGAAGGGUCUGGGGUAGCGUGCUGGGAGAGGUAGGAUCACAGGAUUGAUGGCUGUUCUAAAGAUCCUGGCUAAAGAUACCUGCUUGGUGUGGAGCAGGUUCUGUCUCACAUCUCCUGGAUGAUUGCUGGGUUGGGUCAAAGGAGGGACUGGGUGCCCUGCUUUCCGGUGCCAUUUCUACAUUGUGGCGUGUCUUUGCUGCACCACCUCUGCCAGCCUCCUGGCUGCUCAGGAACUGUGCUGUGUCUGUGAGGUUGGAGCUCCCUUUGGGAGCUGCAUUCUCCCUUGUUCUGCACCUGCACGGUGUGUGGGUACCUCCGCUGCUUCCUAUGCCUCCCUCUCCUCUGAAUACGUGCUCUCUUCUCUCUCCUUCUCCAGGAAGCCUUCCUUGAAUACCCCCAGUGAUGUCAACCGUUACUUAGAGCCAUGGCUCAUGUCUCUAGAUGCUUCCUUGUCUUUGGCUUCUAGGGCAGGGUCUGACCUCCUACCUCAGGCACGCACGUGCCAUGCGCUUAUUUCCCAGGUGUGUCAGAGCAGAUCAGCGCAGUAAGUGGCGGAACAGUCAGACUGAGAGCAUCUUGCUCUCCGAGGCCCAGCCCAGGGACGGGAGGGGAUAAAAGUCUCGUGCCAGGGCCCCAGGGCAGAAGCACACACACUGUGACCAUCUCCAGUCUGUCUGAAGCUGCGGGCCUACCUGUCUCUGCCAUGUCUCUCUCCCCGUGCCGAGCCCAGAGGGGCUUCAGUGCUCGCUCAGCGUGUUCUACUUUUUCAGGGGCUCGAGGCAGGGCUGGCUUCAGCAGCAGGAGCCUUAGCUCCUCUAGGAGAUGCAGAGGAAGCUCUGGUGGGAGGGCCUGGGGGGCAGAGGCCAGGCAAGGGGUACGGUUUGUCCAGAGGAGUGGAGGGUCUGGUCUUUCCCAGUGCCCUCCAGGGGGCAUCCAAGCGGUGACCGUCAACCAGAGUCUGCUGACCCCACUGAAGAUUCAGGUUGACCCCCAGUUCCAGGUGGUGAAGACGCAGGAGACUCAAGAGAUCAGAACCCUCAACAACCAGUUUGCUUCCUUCAUUGACAAGGUGCGCUUCCUGGAGCAGCAGAACAAGGUCUUGGAGACCAAAUGGGAGCUGCUGCAGCAGCUGCAGGGGAGCCACAGCCCUCAGGGCCUGGAGCACAUCUUUGAAGCCUGCCUGGCCCGGCUCAGGCAGCAGCUGGAGGAGCUGCAGAGAGAGCGAGGGGCUCUAGAUUCUGAACUGAAGACCUACCAGGAUCAGGAGGAAGAGUUCAAGUCCAAGUAUGACCAGGAAGCUCACAAGCACGCCUCAGUGCAGAAUGACUUUGUGGUCCUUAAGAAGGAUGUGGAUGAGGUUUUCCAGAGCAAGAUGGAUUUGGAAGGCAAGCUGGAGUCUCUGAGAGAAUACAUCUGCUUCUUGACACGUCUGUAUGAAGAAGAACUGAGACAGCUGCAGACUCAGGCAGAUGACAUGUCUGUGGUGCUGUCCAUGGAUAACAACCGUUGCUUUGACUUCAGUGACAUCAUUGCCGAGGUCCGUGCCCAGUAUGAGGAGAUCACGCGGACGAGCAAGGCUGAGGCAGAGGCUGUGUUCCAGACCAAGUACCAGGAACUUCAGGCAUCAGCCCAGCUUCAAGGGGACAACAUAAAGGAAGCCCGGAUGCAGAUUUCCCAGCUUCGGCAGGCAGUGCAGAGGCUGCAGAGUCAGAUUGCGAGCCUCAAGAAGCAGAAUGACAGUCUGCAGUCGGCCUUUGCUGAUGCUGAGCAGCAGGGGGAGAUGACUCUGAGGGAUGCCAAGGCCAAGCUGGAUGAACUGGAGGAUGCUCUAAGAAUGGCCAAGCAGGACAUGGCCCAAAUGCUGCGCGAAUACCAGGAACUGAUGGGCACAAAGUUGUCCUUGGAUGUGGAGAUUGCCACGUAUCGAAGGCUGCUGGAGAGUGAGGAAUGCAGGAUGUCAAAGGAGUACAUCAGCCAGGUCACUGUCUCCACGGCAGAAGGCAGUGUUGUCCCUGGAGGAGUUGGUGGAGGCCAAGUGGUCAUACCUGGAAGAACUGGAGGAGGCCAAAUGAUUGUGCCUGGAAGAACUGGAGGAGGCCAAGUUGUAAUACCUGGGGGAGAUCGUAGAGGCCAAAUGGUUGUGCCUGGAAGAGUUGAUGGAGGCCAAAUGGUUGUGCCUGGAAGAGUUGAUGGAGGCCAAAUGGUUGUGCCUGGAGGAGAUCAUAGAGGCCAAAUGGUUGUGCCUGGAGGAGAUCAUAGAGGCCAAAUGGUUGUGCCUGGAGGAGAUUGUAGAGACCAGAUGGUCAUGCCUGGAGGAGAUUGUAGAGACCAGAUGGUCAUGCCUGGGGGAGAUCGUAGAGACCAGAUGGUCAUGCCUGGGGGAGAUCGUAGAGACCAGAUGGUCAUGCCUGGGGGAGAUCGUAGAGACCAGAUGGUCGUGCCUGGGGGAGAUUGUAGAGGCCAGAUGGUCAUGCCUGGGGGAGAUCGUAGAGGCCAAAUGGUUGUGCCUGGGGGAGUUGGUGAUGAUCAAGUGGGCACUUGUGACCUCAGAGGCUGGAAAGGCAGCUUUGGGUCUGGAGGCUGCUCUAGUAUCGUAACUGGGGGCUUUGCUAUUCCCCAUGGAUCUGGGCGCAGUCCCAGUGUGGGUUCCUGCUCUGUGUCAGGCUCUGGUUUCAGUUCUGGCUCUGGCUCCUGCUGCCGCACCAUCCUGAAGAAGACAGUGGAGUCAAGCCGGAAGACAUCUGUCAUUUACUGAAAGACCAGGCAGUCACAUCCCUUCUGAGCCUAGCAGCCCUGUUUCCAUUCUGCCCCCAUGUCCAGCGUCCACAGCCCAAGGCAGCCCACUGGUUACUGGAGAAAGUCAAUAAAGUCUGCCUGCCUGCUGGUCCAGUGCUCAGCAGGCAGGCA